CUGGUUUCUAUACAAAUGAUUUGGCAGCACCAUUCGGAAUUUGUAUUGUCAUUCAGCACCGCAAAAAUUACCAAAUAACAAAAUGGAAUCUGCACCUAAAAUUAUUGAUGCUUCACCAAAUUGGGCUGCACCCGUUCACAAAAAUGCAUUGAUGCAGACAACCUCAAAGGUGCCUGUGGAUGGGACCGAAAACGUUUGGUUAAUGCAAGUAGCGCGCAACAGGGAAGGACAGGGAGUGCCUCUAAAGAUGGCUAUGGAAUUGCAUGCAGCCAAUCAAGUUGGCCGACUUCCUUUCCUAAAUUCGAGCAAUAUGAUGCGCGAUGUGCUUCUGGGUAGGGAUGAAAUGAUUGACUUCUCUGAUAUACUCGGCAAUCCAGAACACUUUGAAUUCCACAAUGAACCACAUGCUACCGUGGAAAAGAUGCAGGAGCGUAAAUCAAACUAUAACGGGAUGUGGUGAAACAACAUUCUCAUGUGUUUUUUCAUAAAUAUAUAGAUAUAGCUGUAAUAUGCA
Anastrepha obliqua is the source of this 514-nucleotide messenger RNA. RefSeq names its product proteasome maturation protein (gene Pomp). NCBI's taxonomy places the organism in Eukaryota, Metazoa, Arthropoda, Insecta, Diptera, Tephritidae. Gene Ontology annotation, cellular component: cytoplasm; nucleus. The record is from RefSeq and is a predicted model, not a curated record. Gene Ontology annotation, biological process: proteasome assembly. The transcript is spliced from 3 exons. Bases 83 to 460 code for a protein of 125 amino acids.